GUGCGCUCGCAAGAGUACGACCGCUACAACAACGAGGACAUUGCCUACUUCAAGAUUGCCGACGUCAGCGAAGCCGUCGCGCACAGCAUCAAACGUUGUCAGAACAAGCCUUUGCGUUUCUGCAAGGCCUCGGGAGAAUGCGCGAAUAAUGCUCUCGCGGUCGACAGGCGCCCAGGCUCGAUUCAUGACAUCAGGAAAGAGCCGGCGCCACUGCAGCCGGAGUUCCUCGCGCGACAUUUGUGGUCCAUCUACGUGGCGGUCGAGAACUGGCCCGAGUUGGUCCGCGCCAUGUACUACCUUGCUUCGAGCCGCCAGUUGCGCGCAAAGCUCUCCGGCUGCAAGCGCGACUGCCUGCCGAUGUACCUUGACCAGAUAGUCAUCUGCAGUAGCUGCAUGGAGUCGAGCGCGGCCGGUGCCCGGGCCAACUUGCACUCCGCUCCGUGCGAGCCCAACGGGGUGAACGAGUGGAACGACGACGACAUGCAGGCGGAGUUCGACCGCUUGCGCUUCGUGGGCACUACAAUCGAGGAGCACAUCUCUACCGUUGGCCAGUGCGUGGAGGGCUACGACAGGGAGUGCGACGAGGUUGCGCAGUGCCCGUUCGAGGGCGACGUCGAGCUUGAGGAUGCCGCCAAAGGGGGCGAGGCCUUCGGGAACUAUCAGUGCCGGGGCUAG
Molecule: messenger RNA, 675 nt
Organism: Prorocentrum cordatum
Lineage: Eukaryota; Dinophyceae; Prorocentrales; Prorocentraceae
Source: the annotation of a GenBank genome assembly